This is a messenger RNA of Pseudomassariella vexata, 869 nucleotides long. RefSeq lists its product as uncharacterized. The record is from RefSeq and is a predicted model, not a curated record. NCBI's taxonomy places the organism in Eukaryota, Fungi, Ascomycota, Sordariomycetes, Amphisphaeriales, Pseudomassariaceae. The transcript has a single exon. The coding region runs from base 239 to 700 and encodes 153 amino acids.
CUCAUCCUUGCGGAAAUCAUUCAUGACCCUUUCCGCCCCGUCGAACAAGAACACACUACCGGCGUCAGAUAACUAGCUUCAAACAGCGCCCUCCGCUGCCCUCGAGCCAUGUCCCGUUGAGGCUCAACCUAAUAUCAUCGUCAACAUCGUAUACUCAGGGAAUAAGGUUGAAAGGCCCGUCCAUCAUUCCCAAGCUGGGCCCCAUACCGACACUGUGGAAACAAGGAAUGCCGCUCGGAUGCCCGCUGUCAUCAUAGAUCAGAUUAUCAGAACGUGGAUCUCCAACGAAACUGCUUCAAACGUCCGGUACCAGCAACCCACGACAGGGAGAGCGCUUCUGCCAAAGCUUGUGUGUCAGGACCUGCUCCACGGGAGCACCGCUGUCCCCUCCCCCCCCGGGCAGGAGGCCACACCGUCCUACCUCCAAUAUAGUCCACUCAUACCCCCGCUGGCCGAGGGUUUACGUUGGCUAUUCCUUUCUCUUCUUUUGUUCUUACUUGCCAGCGCUGUGCACUCGCUUGUCGAUUACUUUCUUUCAUAUCGACAAAUUCUGUUCUACAGCAAACCCGCAGGUCCGGCUACCUUGCAUUUAUUUUCCCUUCGAACUACCGCUUGUUGUUAUAUACUAUUACCGAGAGGGCAGACACGUCACACCGUCGACCUUCGUUACCUUCUUUGUUGGAGCUUGUUUGGACUUUGAGAAGAUUCGGCAUACAGUUUCGGGCUUGGGCACUUCAGGAAAAGAGACAAGGGUCCAAUAAAAGAAACGGGAAUUUUCGGAGGAACUAUUUGAGAAAGUACCGCGAACAUGGGAAGGCUUAUCAAGAACCACUGGGCGAGGCUCAUCACCUUAACGGCCGCAACUUGUA